GACGAUACACGAUCAAAGAGGAACACAAGUAGUAAGAAAGAAAAGAGAAAAGACCUCAUAACGUCAGCUAUUGAAUAGCUGCUUCAGCUGUCGGAAUGGCCUCACUUAGAAACGAAGUCUUAAGGCUCUACAAAUCGCUUUUACGGGAAGGGAGCAAGUUUUCGAGCUACAAUUUCAGAAUGUAUGCUCUUCGCAAGGUGAAAGACGAUUUCCGAGAACACAAAUGUGAGACCGAUCCAAAGAAAAUUGAGGCUUUUCUAACAUUCGGGAAAGAAAACCUGGAUGUCAUUAAACGACAGGUGAUGGUCGGCAAUUUAUAUAGGACAGAAAAUCUAGUGAUAGAAAAGAAGACUGGUUAGCUUAUGUAAAUUAGUACAUUUUGCACCUACCUCAUUUGUGUUUGAGCUGUGAGCAUUUCUUAUUGGCUAGACCUUAUUCUGUUGUCUAAAUUUGCUAUGCCCAUUCAGGAAAGGCAUUGGAUACUUUGCUCUAGUACUUAUGUCUACCUUUAUUGUUUAAUGUAAAUGUGGAAGUAAUGUGGAAACAAGGCCAUAACUGUGAUAUAGAUGUGCUGAUUUUUUGAAUGUGCUGAUUUGUUUGAAUUGUCACAAAUCUUGUAGCUCUAGAUAAGUGUUUUCUUUUUAAAAUUAUAGAUAUUUAAAAAGUA
This is a messenger RNA of Frankliniella occidentalis (western flower thrips), 667 nucleotides long. RefSeq names its product LYR motif-containing protein 4. The transcript is spliced from 3 exons. NCBI's taxonomy places the organism in Eukaryota, Metazoa, Arthropoda, Insecta, Thysanoptera, Thripidae. The coding region runs from base 96 to 359 and encodes 87 amino acids. Gene Ontology annotation, biological process: iron-sulfur cluster assembly. The record is from RefSeq and is a predicted model, not a curated record. Gene Ontology annotation, cellular component: L-cysteine desulfurase complex; mitochondrion.